UGCAUGAACAGUGUUGCUUGUACUUUCAGUGUAUUUGCAUCAAGCUCCAACUCCUAGACCACAGUGCUACACGCGAUCCAAAAUAAACCAAUUCAAUACGUACACUUUUGUUUUCUGUCCUUCAAAACACCGGUAAACCUACCACGUGACCACAAGGUUACCGUGGCAAUACUGUGUUUGACUGUUGGCGGCGGCAUUCACGACUGCAGAUUCCCUGGCGUCACCAAGCAGGUAAGUAUGUUUUCUUUUUGUUUCACAAGAUCCCAUUGUACAUUAUCACGAGCACUAUGUUUAUUUUUGACGUUUCUCACGCACAGCUCGGCGAGUGACGUCAUUUUGUUGCCCAAAACCUUGCCGACGUCAAACAGUCCUUCAUGCGUUGGGUUUUGUAUACUUUUUAUGUUCAAUGUAGUGUUGUUCAAGGAAAAGAUUUACUCUACUUAUUUCAGUUUAAUUUAAACACAAAUGUAUCUAUAAUGCAUACCAUCUUUCUUCGUCGAUUGGCUAAGCGAAAUCACGUGGUUCACAGACUGACAAAACUUGCCUCGAGAUGUAUCUGUCACGUGCCCAGAGUCUCAGGCUGGCUGCUGCCCUCGAGGAGUGUUCGGACCAGCUGGGCAUUCUGGAACACACGCUUACCAUCCAAAUCCACAAAAAGUGCACCACUGACAAGGCACAGGCCAGAGUGAAAAAGGUGAAACGGGACUGUCACUAUAUCUCACAACAGGUCUCCAAGUUACAGGCUGAGCUCGAGGAGAAAAUGAGCUUCAGCUGCCUGCUGCAGGUAGUGGACGGACAGGACAAGGAGAAGAAUGCCGAGAGCAGCAAAAGAGAGGCAAAGAGAGAAAUGGAGAAGAGAAGACGCACGCUCCCAAAACAACAAGGGACGCUUCAAGAGAAAGUUGAUCAAUUGAAGGAACUGCAAACCUCGUACGAGGAGCUCAACGAUAAACUGCACCGACUUAUUAAUUCAAAUGCUGCCAGAAAGGAUCUGGAGGACAGAUGCACUGCGCAGCAGCUCCAGAAAACCCAAAAUGAAAUGAGCGAAGCUGAGAGGAGACUUGAAGACAAAGUUGUGCUGCUGAACGAUCAUUUUAAACUGCAAGAGCGAGUUCACGAAGAAGCCAAGAUUUUCCUGAAGAAACAAAAUGCGGAGUUACAAGAGCAGUUGCGACAGUGGCAGCAGUGCACAGAGCAGAACAUGCAAGAGAAGGAGGAGCAUCUCACCCGCACGCGCUACAAGAGAACAACAAACUUGGAAACGUUGACAACAAUGCAAAAGAAGUAUAGCGAGAUGGAGGAGGUGGUGAAGGAGGAAAGGGAGGAGGAGGAGAGACAGCGCCAGCUGGCGCUUAGGAAUAAAGCUGCUCUCAAGGUGCAGUCUUGGUGGAGAGGUGUCAUGGUCCGCAAAGGCUUUGGUAUUUAUCGGAAAGUAGAACCCAAGAAAAGCAAGAAGAAGGAGGGAAAGAAGAAGAAGAAAAAAUGAGUUGUAUUCAAUUAUGUUUAUCCAUUUUGACAUUAACAACAGCACCUCGUUCCCAUUUUUUCGUGCUUAUCUUAUGUUAAGCAGAUCUUAUGAAGUCUUAUGUUUGCAAUUGUCUGUCUGUUUAAGAGAUCUUUGUUGUUACAGUCUACCAUCUGGUUCAUGUAGUAGGAUGUGAGAGUUUGUACGAAUGCUUGCAUGAUAAAUCAGAAAAUUAAAUUCUUGUACGAAUGCUUGCAUGAUAAAUAAGAAAAUU
Messenger RNA from Corythoichthys intestinalis (scribbled pipefish), 1739 nucleotides. RefSeq names its product IQ motif containing G (gene drc9). Gene Ontology annotation, biological process: cilium organization. Gene Ontology annotation, molecular function: protein binding. The transcript has 10 exons. NCBI's taxonomy places the organism in Eukaryota, Metazoa, Chordata, Actinopteri, Syngnathiformes, Syngnathidae. The coding region runs from base 551 to 1486 and encodes 311 amino acids. The record is from RefSeq and is a predicted model, not a curated record. Gene Ontology annotation, cellular component: motile cilium; cytoplasm.